AUGAACGUGGCGGAUCGCGCUUCCGAAUCCGAACCGCGCGACUCGCUGCUGGACUCGUUCAGCCCUCAGGGUCCUGUGGAGGAUGACACGCGGCUCCAGCAGCCCCAGACGUCUACACAAGAGAUCACAAGCAACAUCGAAAAUAGACUGACCAGCACGGACUCCAGCACAGGCAGCUCCACGCUGACAUACGUCCGAAACCAGCUGCGCUACAUGCUGACGAACGCUCCUCUUCUGCGGUUCGUCGUCCCUGAAAAUAGAUACAAUGCGCUGCGAACGACCGCCCCCAUGGUGGGCCGCGGCCAGGACGGGGUUUUCAGCAAUAUGUCUGCAAAGCCGAGCGUUCCAACGGGCACAGAGCCCUCGUACCAGCUGCCUUCGUACGAGGAGGCGUCGCAGGACCCUACGCCGCCCUACUGGGAGGCCUCGAUCAUGGCCGGGUACGAGGACGAGAUAUUUGUUGACGGACUGCCCGUGGGCAACAUCAUCAAUUUCCUCUGGAACAUGACGGUGAGCAUUUCGUUCCAGUUUGUCGGGUUUGUGAUCACCUAUCUACUGCACACGUCGCACGCUGCCAAGAAUGGCUCGCAGGCCGGCUUGGGAAUCACUCUCAUCAGCUUCGGCUACUCGUCGAUCCCUGUCUCGUACGGGAGCCAGUCGUCGCACGAGGGUGAGAAAUUCGAGCCGUCGUCUCCGAACACGAUCGACAUCGACUCUUCCAAUGCCGUCGACGGCCACAUAGACGAGUUCACCUCCACGCUGCCGCUGCUAGACACGUCCGACCUGCCGGACACCACCUAUCUCAACUCGACGCCGAUUUUCUCCUACGCGCUGAUCUCGUUUGGCAUCUUCCUUAUAUUCAAAGCUAUCUUCAGCUAUCUGAGGGCCAAGAAGGCGGAAAAGCUCAUUCUCGAGCCCCAGCAGCCUGUCUAA
Molecule: messenger RNA, 933 nt
Organism: Ogataea angusta
Lineage: Eukaryota; Fungi; Ascomycota; Pichiomycetes; Pichiales; Pichiaceae
Exons: 1
Coding region: 1-933 (310 amino acids)
Biological process (GO): ubiquitin-dependent protein catabolic process; vacuolar transport; positive regulation of protein ubiquitination
Cellular component (GO): endoplasmic reticulum; perinuclear region of cytoplasm; Golgi apparatus
Source: RefSeq, a predicted model, not a curated record